CACGAGCGGUUGCCGCGGAAGCUGUACUUCGCUUACCAUUUUACUGACGCCAACGUGUAUCGCAACGAGCGCUGUGCUCUGAACCGUUGCCCCAAUCGGCGCCGAUAAAGUGGACCGUUGGGUUUUGGACAGUGACCAGCGUUUGAAAGCUUUCUUCGCCAGUAACGACCGGAACCAAAUCGUGCAAGGCGAGGGUAACAUUCCUCACGACAACGCAGUAAUAAGCUGCCGCAUAACGCGAAGCCAUAGCAUGAACUGUUUAUUUGCCUAUGCUUAGAGAGAAGUGCUUGAGGAAGAAAACUGACCACCUAGAAACUAGAUGGUGGUGAAGGUAUGCAUUAAGAGAACAAAAUAGUGACACAAACAUAAGUGAUUAGAAGUGAAAACCACUGAAGGACUGUUAAACUAAAAAGGUUAGCAGAGGGAUUUGUUGAACGAAGUUUUCAACUAUCGAAACCAUAGAAACGCAUAAAAUGCUCCCAAUCCUCACAGACUUUGGAAAGUUCUACAAUCGGCUCAGCAUACUCGUCACCGUAUUUAUUACCGUGAAUCUUGCCCGGAUACGAGCGGAAAACUGUGGCCAGGAAGAGCUGGCCAAGUGUGCCCGUCCAUUUCAGGUGAUACAAUCGUCCACGGAUCUGUCCAUCGCGACCAAAAAGGAGGACCUUGAUAAAAUAUGCCCUGAUCUAAAUAACGGGCUGCAGUGCAUCCGUAGUUACACACGCCGUUGCAUGACCCUCGAGCAGCGUAACCGCUUCAACAAGCUGUACAACGGCACGCACCAAUUCGUUCGUGACCUUUGCCGGGAGGGCGAGUAUCAGAGCGAGUUCCUCUCGCACGCACCCUGUCUGCAGCUGGUCAAGCCAGACUACGAGGUUUGUGGCCGCCGGUACCACCACACGGUCACUGCCAUCACGCAGCAGUCGCAGCAACAGUCGGCGGAGCACUAUCAGCACCAUCACGACCACGAACACCACCAGCUGCAGGAGUCAAGUGGACACCAACACGAACGGCGCCACCGGAGAAAUCAUCGAACCGCCAGCCGGACGGACGAGGACGACGUGCGGACCGUUUGCUGCUCCUUCUUGGAGUACCUCGAUUGCUCGGAGGCCGCAGCACGGAACACCUGCGGCCGGGAUACGGCCCAGUUCACCCGGGGCUUCCUGGACAAAAUGUCCUCCACGUUAAUAAAGAUGUACUGCGAGGACUACUACAAGUCGAACAAAUGUCCAUCGGUCUACUCGUCAUCGGCCAGCACUCAACUGCACAGCGUAGCGUUAUUGCUCAUCCCCACGCUUCUCAGCACCGUCAGCAGCUGGACGUCUUCCUGGUGGACGUUACGGUCCGAUGCAUUGCUGAGGUUACGAUAAUUCGGUCCACCGCCCAGUGCACCGGCCAAUGCAAUCCUACAGUAGCCUCUGAGGCCGGUAGUCUCCGCAGCGCGUUCGGGCAGUUUCUAGAUUAGAGAUCAAGCAAUUCGCGAGACCACCUAAGCCUCCAGCGGUUUGAGUGGCCAAACGCCAAAGUACAGUGCGCCCAUCUCCCGGGAGAGGGGUGUCAGUUAGUAGCGAAUGACAAAUUAACUUUAAGUUUCUAACCGCCAACCCUUCUCACGGCCUCGAUUGGACUGGCGGUUGGCGCAAAUUGAACUCAAUCCCUCGUCGCUCGCCGUCGUCGGCGUCGUCGUCGAAUGGCGAAAAAUAGUAUUCCAUCAACUGAUCAUCAACGCAUCAUUUAGUCGCGAUCUUGGCUGUGCUACGAUCGCUACGCUAGUGGCCAAGGGGCCCAAUUAAGGUUAAUUUAUUUAUUGGAAACUCUUUCAGUAGAGAGUGUGUAAGACCGGCUAGGGCAGCGCAGGGGCCGACGACGGCCGACGCUAAGCUUGCAUAGCAAAUAUUAUACGUUAAUCGUCCUGCCGUCGACGUUAACCUUCAGCUAGAUGCAGCGCGCUGAGAGAACUAUAAACGAUAAAAUGUAGAUAUUAGCUCUAACAUAAUUACUCUACGAACCAAGACAGAAGCUAGCUGAAGAAAGCAGACGAGAACAGACUAAUCAACUAGGAAGAACAUAAAAAAGGCCUGACACAGGCCUACAGAAAGUAACAAUCCAUACUACGGAAAGAUAAUACGUUGUUAGACAGCAACAAUCGAUAGGUAAUGUUAAGGAUAAUGCCGUGAAUUAGUGAAUAUAGAAAAACUCAAUAAAACAUUAACCUUCAAUGAA
Anopheles cruzii is the source of this 2223-nucleotide messenger RNA. RefSeq lists its product as uncharacterized. The coding region runs from base 474 to 1370 and encodes 298 amino acids. The record is from RefSeq and is a predicted model, not a curated record. NCBI's taxonomy places the organism in Eukaryota, Metazoa, Arthropoda, Insecta, Diptera, Culicidae. The transcript has 4 exons.